AUCCCACAAACAUAAAUAGUGAUUAGUGCCAUCCUAAGAAAAGAAGAAAAACUCUUUCCACUUUCUAGCAUAUAUUGUUUUCUCUCUUACUUAUAUUUUGCUCUUUCUGGAUACUUGUACUUUUGUUGUAUAAUUGCAUCAUCAAUGGCUAUUCCAGUAAUUGAUUUUUCAAAGCUUAAUGGAGAGGAGAGAACCAAGACUUUGGCUCAGAUUGCCACUUGCUGUGAAGAAUGGGGAUUCUUUCAGUUGGUGAAUCAUGGGAUUCCUGUGGAACUUCUUGAGAAGGUGAAGAGGGUUUCCUCAGAAUGCUUCAAGAAGGAAAGAGAAGAGAAUUUCAACAAGUCAACAGCAUUGAAAUUGCUGGAUGAUGUGGAGAAGAAUAAGAGCAAUGGCAGCAAAGUUGAAAACGUAGACUGGGAAGAUGUGUUCCUUCUCACUGAUUAUAAUGAAUGGCCCUCCGAUAUUCCUCAAUUCAGGGACAUAAUGAAAGAGUAUCGAUCAGAACUGAAGAAUCUAGCAAAACAAGUGAUGGAAGUAAUGGACGAAAACUUAGGUCUACCAAAAGGUUUCAUCAACAAAGCCUUCAAUAACGGUGAAGAAGGAUCCAAAAAUGCGUUUUUCGGUACUAAAGUCAGUCAUUAUCCACCAUGCCCUCAUCCCGAAAUGGUGAACGGCCUACGAGCACACACUGAUGCUGGUGGUGUCAUUUUGCUGUUUCAAGAUGAUCAAGUUGAUGGUCUCCAAAUCCUCAAGGAUGGCGAAUGGAUCGAUGUUCAGCCGAUCCAGAAUGCCAUCGUCAUCAACACUGGUGACCAAAUUGAGGUUCUUAGUAAUGGCAAGUACAAAAGUGUGUGGCAUCGAGUUAUGGCCAAGGAAAAUGGGACUAGGAGGUCAAUUGCCUCGUUUUACAAUCCCUCUUUGAAAGCGACUAUUGCUCCUGCACCUCAACUAAUUUCAGAGAAUAAGGACGAGAAAAAUAAUCAGGUGGAAUUCGAUUAUCCAGCUUUUGUGUUUGGUGAUUACAUGAAUGUUUAUACUGAACAGAAAUUUCUACCUAAAGAGCCAAGAUUCCAAGCUGUUAGAGCCAUGUGAUGAUGGUCAAGAAGCUGGAGACCCUUAAUUUUUUACUCUUUUUUUCUUUUGGUAAUGUGUGGUCUAUACUUUUUCUCUCCUUUGUUUUGUUCAUAUAGAUCAAUCACUUGCAUUAGUACUUGACUUGUCAAUUUUUUUUUGUUUGUUUGUUUGGUUAUAAUUGUCGAUCUUUAAUAUAGCAGUGCACAAAAUUGUGACUGUUUUCAGGGAAUAUUUUGUAUUUUUGUUUUUCCAUUUUUCAGAUUCCGUAUAUUAAUUAAUUCUGUGUUUGCAGAUUA
This is a messenger RNA of Capsicum annuum, 1370 nucleotides long. RefSeq names its product 1-aminocyclopropane-1-carboxylate oxidase 5. The coding region runs from base 145 to 1092 and encodes 315 amino acids. Lineage: Eukaryota; Viridiplantae; Streptophyta; Magnoliopsida; Solanales; Solanaceae. The record is from RefSeq and is a predicted model, not a curated record. The transcript has 3 exons.